Ornithorhynchus anatinus (platypus) is the source of this 1323-nucleotide messenger RNA. RefSeq names its product atypical chemokine receptor 2 (gene ACKR2). The coding region runs from base 37 to 1101 and encodes 354 amino acids. Gene Ontology annotation, molecular function: chemokine receptor activity. Gene Ontology annotation, biological process: chemotaxis; G protein-coupled receptor signaling pathway; immune response. The transcript has a single exon. The record is from RefSeq and is a predicted model, not a curated record. Lineage: Eukaryota; Metazoa; Chordata; Mammalia; Monotremata; Ornithorhynchidae. Gene Ontology annotation, cellular component: membrane.
AGCGGUGGCACAUCCGGUGAUUCUCCAGGGUCGGGGAUGUUCACGCCGGCCUCGCCGCCCGCCUCCUCCCCCACCAUCGGCUCCGAGAAUUCCAGCCUCUACGACUACUACUAUACACUGGACGAGAUCGCGCCGUUCCUGCCCUGCCGGAAGGAUGCCGUGCGGGCCUUCGGCGGGGUCUUCAUGCCCACGCUCUUUUCCCUGGUGUCUGUGUCCGGGACGGUCGGGAACCUACUGCUGCUGGGGGCCCUGGUCAGAUCCUCCCACCCCAGGGGCAGUGCCGAGGUGUACCUGCUUCACCUGGCCACCUGCAACCUCCUCUUGGCCCUCACCCUCCCGUUCUGGGCCGUCCAGGCGGCCCACGGCUGGACGUUUGGCGGCGUCCUCUGUUGCGCCGUGAGCGCCGCCUACACGGCCUCCUUCUAUGGCGGCGUCUUCUUCGUCGUCUGCCUGAGCCUGGAUGCCUCCCUGGGGGUGGCCCACGGCGGCCGGCGGUCCCGGCCCGGGAGCCUCCUCCUCUGCGGCGCUGUGUGGGGGGUGGCGGCCGGCCUGGCGUUGCCGGACCUGGCCUUCGCCCGCGUGCGGGAGGACCCGGGAGGCCGGCGCAGCUGUGAGCACGAUUACGGCCUUGGCGGGGUCUCCUGGAGGUGGGGCCUCCAGGUCCUGCAGAACGUCCUGGGCUUCCUCUUCCCGCUCCUGUGCCUGCUGGCCUUCUGCGGCCGCUUGAGCCGCGCCCUGGCCACGCUGAGAGCCCCGGGACGUUGGCGGGCCCUGGGGACGGCGGCCGCCCCGGUGGCCGCAUUCUUUGUGUUCUGGUGCCCCUACAACCUGGCCCUGUUCCUGCACUCGCUGCAGGACCUGCAGGUGAUCGUGGACUGCGCGUCCAGCCGGAGCCUGGACUACGCCCUGCAGGUGACCGAGAGCCUGGCUUUCACCCACUGCAGCUUCACGCCCGUCCUGUACGCCCUCCUGAGCCGCCGCCUCCGGGCACGCCUGGGCGGGGUGUGCCGGACCGUCUGCCCGAAGGCCCAGAAAGCCCCCAGCCCCUCACGGUCCGAAGGGUCGGCCGGCGGGGAGACCACCCUGGAGGACCUGGUGUAGGGCCGGGAGCCCCGAGCGGGCCACCACCCCUGGGCCAUCCCCGAGCCCCCACCCAAAGCACACACCUGGCGGACCCUCCUCUCCCCGGUUGGUUUGGGUGGGGCGGCGGGAAGUACCGGCGCUGCCCGGUGGGAGCUCGUCACCGGCGCGGCCUUCCGGCGCUGCAGGUUGUCCCAGAGCCGGCCUGCGGGCACGUGCGCUCGUCUGCCAAGACGGGGCUCC